AUGCUUAAUAAUCUUCCCACUUGCUCCCAUACGGAUUAUGAUUUAAUUAAGCAAGAUUAUAAAGAUUUACAGGUUAAAAAUAAUUCUUUAGAAGGAAAUAUUAAUCAACUUCAAAACCAAAACCAAAAACAAGCUGCUGAAUGUAAACAACACUUGGCGGAAAAAGAAGCCCAAAUUCGGCAAAAGUUCAUUGAAGAUUUAAAAUUAACUAAUUUAGAUAAAACUGCCUCGGUGGAAAAAAUAAUUACCACUAUUCAGCAAUUAAUUCGCAAAGACCCUAUUAUUUUAACCGAAGAAUUAUCUAAGGAGACUAUUCAAGAACAAUUAACAGAAGCUCAAUCAACAAUUAUUAGAUUAGAAAAAGAAUUGGGAGAAAAAAAUGCUGAUGUUCCUUUUGAAGAAAACUUAGGAGCUAUUAAGCAAGCUGAUUUAGAAUUAUUAACUAAAAUUUUCUCUGAGGAGCAAAUACCGGAUCAAGUUAGACAAGAGAUUGCUCAAGCCACAACUUAUCAGCAAGUAGUCGCCGCCAGACAAGCUUUUUUAGAAAAGCAUCUAGGUCAAGAGCAAAAUAAAAUUCAAGCAGUUAAUCAAAUAUCCACUGAAUUAAGUCAACCAGUUAAUAAAGAAAGAAUUAUUUGGAUUGGACUAUUGAUAACUGCUUUGUUAACUAUUGGGGGAUUAUUGAUGAAAUUAAGAGGAAAGAAAAAAUAA
Molecule: messenger RNA, 711 nt
Organism: Scutellospora calospora
Lineage: Eukaryota; Fungi; Glomeromycota; Glomeromycetes; Diversisporales; Gigasporaceae
Source: the annotation of a GenBank genome assembly